AUGAAGAUCGCUGGCUUCCUGUGUCGGUCGCUCUGGCCGGAAUUUCUACGGUUUAAAUCCGCCAAUUACUGCAAGGGAAAUCAACAUGGAUCUCAAAUUUACGGGCGUGCAACCUGGUACAACGAGAUAUAUGUCAUCGUGUACACAUGGUACUUCUUAAACGAAUGGGCCACUUCACGCCAAGGCUGGCAGACUUGUGCCUUGUGGGUCGACAAUCCUGACAACGUAUCCCCGAACAUCUUGGCUGUGUCGGUGUCGUCUCCUAAUCGCAGAUUCACGAAACACCUUUAUCCAAAACCCCCCACAGUGGAUGGCACGAAUGUAAAACUCAGGUAUUUUCUGAAUGACUGGGCCAUGCCUCUCUUUGAAGUCGAAAUCACUGAUCUUAAAGGUGGCUUUCAGGAUCUGAUCAUGUGGCAGCAACUUACGGAGGAGGCUCGUUGUGCUCUUAAUCAAACGAGCUAUGGCAACAGGCAAAUGCCCAUCAAUGAAAACAACUUUUGGACCACCCUGGAAGAAGCGUACCCUUCUGAGUGA
Peronospora farinosa is the source of this 537-nucleotide messenger RNA. The record is from the annotation of a GenBank genome assembly. NCBI's taxonomy places the organism in Eukaryota, Oomycota, Peronosporomycetes, Peronosporales, Peronosporaceae.